GAGAGAAUAGCAAGUGGGCAUAUGUGGCUCCACAACAUCGGCUUCUCGUUACCCUUGGGGUCUUUAAUUUCAGUGACAACCCACGUGGAAAUCUACUUCGACCGCAGCCACGCCAUGCACAAAGGUCGACGGAGGGGAGAGCGAAUCACUCAGAGCCUUUCUGGCGCCAGAAGCUCUGUGGAUCAUGGUAUAUGACAGCAAUCGCCGCGCCCAUCCCGUCGCACUUCGACAAGCAUACGAAUCAGAUGACAUACAUUAACUAGAUCUUCGUGUCGCUCCCACCACCGUGCAUGCGGGGCGCAAAGGUCGCGGUCAAUGCGAAGUAUGACGCACGGGAAGUCUCGGUGUGGGGUCUCAGUGAUCAUGCAAUGAUCGAGUUGGCGAUGGAGACUCGGGCGGAGGCUCGGAAGCACGAGCAGGCCAUCCCACCAUUCAUCUUCACCACUGACGCCUGCGCGAAGCAACUUGAGGUCAGCAUUGCCGCCAGUGAGUUGGAGGACAUGGCGACCCAGGGGGCAGUGGGGGCGCGUCAAGCUCCAGAUGGCGCAGGCGGCGGGGAUGGCGCGCAACCACAUGAUGCAGACCGACAUCGGCGA
Molecule: messenger RNA, 596 nt
Organism: Prorocentrum cordatum
Lineage: Eukaryota; Dinophyceae; Prorocentrales; Prorocentraceae
Source: the annotation of a GenBank genome assembly